Molecule: messenger RNA, 1810 nt
Organism: Anolis sagrei ordinatus
Lineage: Eukaryota; Metazoa; Chordata; Lepidosauria; Squamata; Anolidae
Gene: HS6ST3
Product: heparan sulfate 6-O-sulfotransferase 3
Cellular component (GO): membrane
Molecular function (GO): heparan sulfate 6-sulfotransferase activity
Source: RefSeq, a predicted model, not a curated record
CGGCGCGGGAGAGAGUCUUCUCCCGGGAUUGGCUGGGCGGCGCCAAGCUCUGAGAAGGGGGGAAGCAAGCGCGAGGCGGCGAGGCGGGCGGCAUUGGGCAGGAGCGCGAGGCGCGGAGCGGAGGCCGGGGAAGAGGAGCGCGCGCUCCUUCCUUCCUGGGCGCCGCCGCAAUGUGGGGGCGGUACGGGAAGCAGGAGCGGGGAAGGCGGCCGUCGACGCCGUUGCCGCCCUCCGCCUGAGCGCCAUGGAGGAGCGCCUGGGCCGCUGGCUGCUGGUGCCGCUGCUGGGGGCGCUGCUCUUCCUCCUCCUCCUCCUCCUGCUGCUCCCCUCCGAGGCGCCCCCGCCGGGGCCCCCGGGCUGCGCGGGAGGGCCCACUUCCAGGGGGAAGGCGGCGGCGGCGGGGGAACGGAGCAGGCCCCUCUCGCCGGCCCUCCGCUUCGAUAUGCGCGGCCGCGACGUGAUGGUCUUCCUCCACAUCCAGAAGACCGGCGGCACCACCUUCGGGAGGCACCUGGUGCGCAACAUCCGCCUCGAGCAGCCCUGCCACUGCCGGCCCGGGCAGAAGAGGUGCCUCUGCCGCCGCCCCGGAGCAGCAGGAGGGGAAGGAGGAGGGGGAAGGGACGCCCCGGGAGAGGGCGAAGGCGAAGCGGCCGGCGCCGACAAGGGCGACACGUGGCUCUUCUCCCGCUUCUCCACCGGGUGGAGCUGCGGGCUGCACGCCGACUGGACCGAGCUCACCAGCUGCGUCCCCGCCGCCAUGCAGCGCCGCCGAGGAGGAGCCGGAGGAGGAUGCCCCGACGACGGCGCCCGCAGGAACUUCUACUAUAUCACAAUGCUGAGGGACCCUGUGUCACGCUACUUGAGUGAAUGGAAACAUGUCCAGAGAGGAGCAACGUGGAAGACCUCCCUCCACAUGUGCGACGGGCGAAGCCCUACACCAGAAGAGCUGCCUAUGUGUUACUUGGGAGAUGACUGGUCUGGCGUGAGCUUACAAGAGUUCAUGAGCUGCAGCCACAACCUGGCUAACAAUCGUCAGGUGCGCAUGCUAGCAGACCUCAGCCUAGUUGGAUGUUACAACUUGACCUUUAUGAAUGAAAGUGAAAGAAACACGAUCCUCCUCCAAAGCGCCAAGAACAACCUGAAAAAUAUGGCGUUCUUUGGACUCACUGAAUUUCAGAGAAAAGCUCAAUAUCUUUUUGAGAGGACUUUCAAUCUGGAGUUCAUCUCCCCUUUCACUCAGUACAAUAUUACACGGGCCUCCAAUGUGGAUAUCAGUGAUUCUGUGCGGAAACGCAUCGAAGAGCUGAACUUCCUGGAUAUGCAGCUGUAUGAAUAUGCUAAAGACCUAUUUCUGCAGCGCUUCCAGUAUGCCAAAUUAGAAGAGCAUGAACAAAACCGUCAAAAACGACGGGAAGAGCGAAAAAGUUUGCAUGAACAGAAACUCCAUGAAUGGCAGAAGGAGGAAGAAGCAAAAGUAGUAGCUGUUACUGAGGAUUAUAACAGUCAGGUGGAACGGUGGUGAAUUGCUCCCCUCUGUGUGCAGCUACACAGACACACCCUUUUGUACACAGAGAGACUAACAGCAUUGAACUUAAUUAUUCAGUGGUGAAUUACUAUGCGGACCUCCUGUUUGUUUUGAUACAUUGAGAGAGAGAGUCAUUCAGCUAUCCUCACUAUUUAUGUAUCUACAAAUCUUGUCAUUCAACAAAAAUGUAUGUUACGUUUUGCAGUGCACCCCAAUCCGCAUGAUUGAGUUGGCUGUUGAGUAGCUCUUUCUUCAAAACAAGCCACGUGCAAAGGCAGUACCUUC